AUGCCUGAUCGCGGGGUUCUCUGUCCGUUGCUCCUCGUUCUCCAGUCGUCUCUCCUCUCAGCCCCAACUUACCCCCCCACCAUUCCCUGCCAUCCUCUCAUCACCUCCUUUCCCCUUGGCGGCCUCCUUCCUUUCCUCUCUUCCCCCUCGUCCCUUUCAGUGCUCCUGACAGCGCAAGCCCAACCAGAAGCUCUUACCGAUUCGCAGCUGCUGCAGCAGCGGGUGCAGGAUGUUUUUGGGGCAGGAGCAGCAGGGAAUGGAGCAGAUGCAGGGGCAGCAGGGAAUGGGGCAGAGGCAGGGGCAGCAGGGAAUGGAGCAGAUGCAGGAGCAGCAGGGAAUGGGGCAGAGGCAGGGGCAGCAGGGAAUGGAGCAGAGGCAGGGGCAGCAGGGAAUGGAGCAGAAGCAGAGCUUCACCUAAACAUCGGUGCCCUCUAUUCCACCCAUCUCGACUCUCUCAACUGCUCCAACGCCCCCGCCUGCCCGGAUUUCUCGGGCAGGUGCUCGGUCAACCCGGAAAUUUCUGCCUGUUUCAAUCCUGGGUUGGAGGACGACGGGAAGCAGUGGCUUCGAGCACCGGAAAACUGCCCGAAGGUGAAGAAUGCGGUGGAGAGCGGUGCAGAGGGGUUCGAUGCGAGAUGCAGCCAUGAAUCGGACUUUGCAUGGCACAAGUGGAUGGUGUUUCAGACCUUCCUGCUGCGGGGGGUCUAUGUGAGCGCGCAGGGGCAGGUGUUUAAUCAAACCACACACUUUGCUCGCAAGGGAUGCGGCCAUUUCUCAGAGUUCUCAUACCCCCAGGCCACCCCAGUGCGUCACAUGCACCGAGCUCUCUCCCUCGUGUACCCACACGCCACGGGGUUCUAUCACGGGCUCAUAGAGUGGCUGCCUCAGUUUCUCCUGCUCGCUCCGCUCCUGCAGAAGCUUCCCAACAUAGCAGUGCUGGGCACGGCUGAACAGUGGGCAUUCUACGACCGGAUCCUCAAGCCUUUAGUGGGCGUGGACCUAGCAAAGAUCAACCGAGUGGACGUCAAACCCGAUGAGCUAAUCUUGGUCGACCAACUCUUCAUGCCUCUUUAUCAGUGCUGCGGCAAGCCUUCCCCGGCCAUCUGGCGGGACAUGAGGCUGAAGGCCCUGCUCCCUCCACACGGCCUCCCUUUCUUCCACAAGCACGGCUGGCAACUCCGAGGGAUCCAGCCAAUCACGGAGAAGCAGGCGGCAGCUGUACUGCGCUCUGAUUGGCUCGUCGUUGUCGCCCGCCGCCCGGGCAGCCGAAGAGUUUUGGACAAGUUUGAGGAGCUGUUGGAGGAGGUGAAGAAAGCUUUCGGGCAGGAGAAGGUUCGGACCUUUGACGGUUCGCUUCCGAUUCUUGAAGCGCGGUCUCUCUUUCUGCAAGCGCGUCUCUUCAUAGCAGGGCAUGGGGCAGCGCUAGCAAACAUGGUUUUCAUGCCGUUUAAUGCUACAGUGCUUGAGAUUCGGCCAGAUCGUUACGACAACGCGUGUUACCACUUCCUUGCGAGCGCUUGUGGGUUACGGCCCAUUAAUCGCCGUCGUCCGUCCCUCACGAUUCCCUCCUCGGACGACUCAUUUCCUAAGAGACCAGCACCAGGAGGAGGCUCAGGAGGACGAUACGCCGCAGGACACGGCGGAGGGUACGGCGGAGGGUACGGCGGCGCCAGUCUAGGCGAAAAUGGUUACCCAGGCAACAACGACGACAAUGUUCGCAGCAGCGACGCGAAUCUGCCCAACCCAGUGGAGUUUUCAUACGAGGAGCUCAAAACGGCUACAGAUGGGUUCAGUGCGGUGAACGUGUUGGGCGAGGGCGGGUACGGGAAGGUGUACCGUGGGAUGGUUCGCGAGGAGGCGCCAGAUGGCAGCACGGUAGAGCGCCACGUGGCAGUGAAGCAGCUGAAUGACGAGGGGCGGCAGGGCUUCAACGAAUGGCUGACGGAGGUGGUGUUUCUGAGGCGCCUGCACCACCCCAACCUGGUGCAGUUCGUGGGGUACUGCACGGAGCAGCAGCAGGCGCUGCUCGUAUACGAGCUCAUGGCCAACCAAUCGUUAGACUACCAUCUCUUCGACAGCACCCGCCCCCCUCUCACGUGGCAACAGCGGGUCAAUGUGGCUCUGGGAGCCGCUAAGGGGUUAGCAUACCUGCAUGAGGGCACGGAGCGGCAGGUGAUCUUCAGAGACCUGAAAGCUGCAAAUAUCCUGCUAGACGAGAACUUCAAUGCCAAGCUGUCAGACUUUGGAUUGGCCAAGGACGGCCCGGCAGGGGAGAACACGCACGUGUCCACCAUGGUGGUCGGUACCUAUGGCUACACCGCCCCUGAAUACCUGCAGACUGGCCACCUGACAGCAAAGAGCGAUGUGUACGCCUUCGGAGUGGUGCUGCUGGAGCUCCUCUGCGGCCGCAGGGCCGUGGACAUAGACCGACCGGGCGACGAGAAGAAUCUCGUCUUUUGGGCCAAGCCGUUCCUAGCGGACAGGAAGAGGGUCGGUGAGAUCGUGGAUCCGAGGCUGGAAGGGAGGUUCUCUCACAAGGGAGCUCUGAAGCUCGCCGUUGCUGCGCACUGCUGCCUGCAGGACGCGAAAUCUCGGCCGUCGAUGGCCGACAUGGUGCAGACUUUGACGGCUCUGAUGGAGAUGGGCGAGGGUGGGUGCAAGAGCUAA
Molecule: messenger RNA, 2667 nt
Organism: Closterium sp. Yama58-4
Lineage: Eukaryota; Viridiplantae; Streptophyta; Zygnematophyceae; Desmidiales; Closteriaceae
Source: the annotation of a GenBank genome assembly